Molecule: messenger RNA, 3048 nt
Organism: Coprinopsis cinerea okayama7#130
Lineage: Eukaryota; Fungi; Basidiomycota; Agaricomycetes; Agaricales; Psathyrellaceae
Exons: 4
Coding region: 1-2934 (977 amino acids)
Source: RefSeq, a predicted model, not a curated record
AUGGAGUGCCUUCAAGCGCGUAUCGACUCGUUCUCCAAAUCCAAACGCGUCAAAAAGAGCUCGGGGGGUACGACCACCCUCAAAUGGCCACACCCAACGUCGUCAAAUUCGAGUUCUUCAAGGUCCUUUAAAGCCACACCGGCUGCGCUUGCAGAAGCCGGGUUCUACUACAGUCCUUCACCGGACGAUGUCGACAACGUCACUUGCUUCGUCUGCGAGAAGGAGCUGAGCGGUUGGGAAGAAGAAGAUGAUCCUUUUCAAAUCCAUUUCGACAAAUGCAAGACGAGGUGUUGCUGGGCUCUUUUGAGGUGUGGGCUGAGGGAGGAUGUUGAUCGUCACGGCAGGUUCGUGUUCCCAGAUAAAUCGCGUCUUCCUUCAAGCAAAGCUAUGGAGAAGGCACGGCUCGAAACAUUUCAGGUUGGGAAGGGUUGGGUACACGACAAAACUAAGGGUCAUAACGCAAACUCGAAGAAGAUGGCCAAGGCUGGAUUCGUAUUUACGCCUCAAGGCGAAGAUGACGACCUGGCAACAUGUUUGUAUUGUGAAACCUCCCUUAGCGGAUGGGAUAAAGAAGACGAUCCAUUAGAAGAGCAUAGAAAACGGAAAGAAAAAUCAGGCUACCCCUGUCCAUUCUUCGCUUCAUCAUCGACCGCUCCGCCUUCCUCCACUUCUUCAUCUUCCAGUAAUGCAGUUCCAGCGUCGAAGAGUCGAUCCAAACCACCCUCCCGCACAACUCGUCCUUCUUCGCGUGCCCAACAACCUCAGCAUCAGGAUACGUUCAUGCCCACUAAAGCUCACGACGGUGGGGAUAGUGGCGAUGACGAUGCAGGAGACGCGUCGGAAUCAGGCAGAUCAACAAAGUCAACCAAGUCGACGCGCGCUUCCACACGGAAAUCUGCAGUACCCUCUACAGCGAAGACCCCCGCCAGAUCGUCUUCACGCUCUGCCUCUGGGGCCUCUUCCACACGUAAAUCAAGUGCGGCGGGCGCGAAAACGCCUGCAGCGAGAAGUGCCAGUCGGAGUAGCACUCGGAAUGCGUUGAAGGACGUGGUGGAGGAAGAUGAGGACGAGGAUGUUGAAGAGCCGGAGGAUGUUGUCGAGGAGGCCAAACCCAAAAAAUCGACGGCGAAAACACCAGCGAAAUCUUCAAGAGCAAAGAAGUCUACUGCGGGGACCAGAAGCCGGAGCAAGUCCGUCGCUCCUUCAGAGAGUGAGGCCGACUUGCCCACCGAGGACGAGGAACCACCGGCGACGGUAAAGAAGAGCUCGAGAACGGCCAGUAGGAGCAAGCCUCCUUCGACUACCACGAAGAAAGCCAAGUCCCGUUCGAAAUCGGUUGCACGGAGUGUCCAGGAAUCGCAGUCUGAGGCUGAAGUCGUCGAGGAACCUGAACCCCCCAAGAUGGUCAGGAAGACCAAGACGAGGGCCGCGUCCAAGAAACCCAUCCAUGAACCCGUCCAGGACGAAAGUGCAAAUGAUGGCUCCGACAUGGAAUUGGAUGAGGCAUGGACGACAGCACCCGAGACGGAAAGAAAGCCUAUUAAACCUGCAUCCAAAUCCAAAGCGAAGGCUAAACCAAGUUCUACAACUCGCAGUCGGAAGGCCAAAGCGGAGACAGAGGAGGAGAAUGAGACUGGGCGAGAAGAAGAUGAGGACGCGGAAGAGGUCGAUGUGCAGCGGACGGUUAAGAAACCAGCAGCCAAAUCCAAGGCCAAAGCCCCUACGUCGAAAUCAUCUACAAAGUCCAGGUCGUCGAAGAAAGUCGUCGAAUCCGAGGCAGAAGAUGUACCGGAAGCAGCCCAGGCAGAAGACGACGAAGAGCCCGCCAUCCUCAGGAAGUCUACUCGGGCCUCAUCCGCUAAGGCGAUCACCAAGGCGAAAGGGAAAGGCAGAGCUACGUCCUCCCGUCGCGCGAAGGAGGAGACCGAAGAGGAGAGUGCUCAAGAGAGUGAGCUGCCCGACGUUGAGGAAGAGGAGGAAGAAGAUGAAUUUGGACCUGUAAUCCCACAACCUUCGUUUACUGCUCCAGCUGCGAAGGCAAAACCUCCCUCCAGGGCGUCUGUAAAGCCAGAAAGCGCAACAAGAGCUAAACCUCCCUCAAAGAGCGUGCCUGUCAUGAUGAGCGCCGACGGUGACGGCGACGUGGAGAUGACCCCCUUGUUCAUACCCAAGCGGACGACGAAGGCAACCGAGCCUGCUCCCAGCGCCAAGGCCACGACCGAAACUACGAGCGCCAAACCGGCCUCGCACAGAUCAGUCAAACCACAGAAGCAGAUGAAGGUCGUGGACGUUUCAUCCGAUGAUGAAGAUGAACUCGAUCAGGACGCCGUGGAGAGCGAGCAAGAGGAGGAGAAACCACCCCCAAAGCCAGCACCGACGAAGAAGAGGCCUACAGUGCCCAAAGUGAAGGAAGCCGCCGUUGAGAUGACGGUAAAGCUCGUGCCGAAGGUUAGGGUGGAGGAAGCUCCGCCUGAGGUCGAGGACGACGCGAUGAACCUGGAUGACGAGCCUGAGCAAAACGAGCCCGAGGCCGGUUUGGACGCCGAUGUGACAAUGCACGAAUCGGCCGCUGAGCCUCCUAGAACUCCAGUCCGCACCAAGGCCCCCGCCUUCAGUUCGAUACCUCUUGCCCAGACAUCAUCUUCGUCCUAUGCCGUCCCUCCUCCAACGUCCUCUGCCGAUCAACCUUCGAGUAGUCAACAGCCUCCCGCUCCGCAAGAGCCGGAACAACCCCCAUUCUUCCCACCGCUGUCGAAGUUACCAUUUAUCCCUCUGCCUUCACUUACGCCCGCCGAGUUAGACAUGACUGUGGAGGAAUGGGUGAGGUAUCAGAUGGAGAUGGAGUAUGACAAGUUUAAGAGAGAUGGGGAGAGGGAAUUGGUAGCGUUCAGGAAGAAGGCGGAAGAUGUGAGGAAGGUUAUUGAGGGGUUGUAGUGGAUGGAUGGACUCUCUGUUUUCUUUGGUCGAAUCUUCGUUUGUCGUUCUUUACUUGUCCUUCACUUGUUCUGCGUCGUGCCGUUGACUCGCGAAACGCUUUCUUUGAGAGUC